GCCUCCCAUUGGCGAGGCGUGGUCACACCGGGAAGGUGACGUAAGCAGAGCUAGAUAUCAUCCAGGCGAGGACCGCGAGCGUUACAUUCCGGAAGAGGCACCGGCAGGAGACAUGGGUGACUUGACAGAAGAUCAGCUCAUUGAUUACAAAGAUGCUUUUAACCUCUUCGAUAAGACUGGAGAUGGUAAAAUCUUCUAUUUCCAGUGUGGAGAUGUCCUGCGAGCUUUGGGGCAAAACCCAACGAAUGCCGAAGUCAUGAAAGUUUUGGGAAACCCAAAGAGUGAUGAGAUGAACAGCAAGAUGCUUGACUUUGAGCAGUUCCUUCCUAUGUUGCAAACAAUCGCUAAAAACAAGGACCAGUGCACAAUUGAGGACUUCGUUGAGGGGCUGAAAGUGUUCGACAAGGAAGGCAAUGGAUGUGUAAUGGGGGCAGAACUUCGCCACGUACUAAUUACUUUAGGAGAAAAGAUGCAAGAGGAUGAGGUGGAAAUGCUUCUGUCUGGGCAUGAAAAUGCUAAUGGAGAAAUUUGUUAUGAAGAACUGGUCCGGAUGGUAAUAAAUGGCUGAAUCUUCUCUGCUUCAGAGCACCAGCAUCCAGAAGGGGGCAGUUCUUUGUAUUAAUGCUCCUGUCUUUUAUAUUUUAUUUUCCUUGGAGGGAAGGUUGAGCUUACUAGUGGUGGGCAUUUUGUUUCCUCCAUUGGUCUGUCUCAGGAGAGCAGCCGGCUCACCACAGGGGACUCGUUGCUCUUUGAGACAAGAGAUCACAUCAUCAUCAUCACUGCUCCCACGCGUGAACCACUGCAAAAGGAACCUGGAGUUCAGUAGUUAUUGUACCAUGCAGAUAAUAAAUUAUUUCUAUUUUUCCUUCUCGCCAAAUAAACUGCAUGCCUUUUCCUAAACAUA
Messenger RNA from Nanorana parkeri, 904 nucleotides. Its product is annotated as myosin light polypeptide 6-like. The transcript has 6 exons. Bases 113 to 568 code for a protein of 151 amino acids. Lineage: Eukaryota; Metazoa; Chordata; Amphibia; Anura; Dicroglossidae. The record is from RefSeq and is a predicted model, not a curated record. Gene Ontology annotation, cellular component: myosin II complex. Gene Ontology annotation, molecular function: structural constituent of muscle; calcium ion binding.